Messenger RNA from Aspergillus campestris IBT 28561, 495 nucleotides. Its product is annotated as LAMTOR1/MEH1 family protein. The record is from RefSeq and is a predicted model, not a curated record. Bases 1 to 495 code for a protein of 164 amino acids. Gene Ontology annotation, biological process: positive regulation of MAPK cascade; regulation of receptor recycling; cholesterol homeostasis. The transcript has 3 exons. Lineage: Eukaryota; Fungi; Ascomycota; Eurotiomycetes; Eurotiales; Aspergillaceae. Gene Ontology annotation, cellular component: membrane raft; Ragulator complex; late endosome membrane.
AUGGGUAACUGCUCCUCGUGCCUGGGCCUCGGCCGCCGGGAUAGUCACGAUUCCGAAUCCUCGCGCCUCCUCGACGAUGACCCCUACCAAGCGGGCUACGGCUACGGCGCCCUAAACCACACCAGCCAAGUCAACCAGCCGGAUCCGGGCUACAUCAAGCGGGAAAGGGAAGCACUGGAAGCGAUCUGCCAACGAGCCUCGGACUCCGUCAUCGACAUCUGGUCUCUCCAGCCGCAACCGCAUCUCCAACCCCAAGCCACCCUACGUGGCUCCGCAUCGCCCUCUUCGACAAGAGGCGCCUCCUCCAACGAGGUCCCCAUCCACAUAGCGACAGAGACAGAGGCAGAAACAGCGCCGUCGACAAACGGGAAGACCCACGGCCGCGAGGCCCCGAAGCACUGGGGAGAGGUGGUGAUCAACCCGCGCAAGCAUAAGCAGGCGCAAGCCGAUGAAGUCGCCGGACAGGAUGUCUUUGGCGUACUCAAGGUGACAUGA